AGCAGGAAGGUUGGAGGGUUUAAAGGGACCGAACUGGAACCGAUGUCUGCGCUCGGCAACUCGGUCACUUUGCAAAAGCGCUGCUAUUCGACUGGAACGAGUAUUUUAAGUAAACUAUUGCUCUUUCGUAAAGAUAAUCAACUAAACGUGUCGGACAGCCAACCUCCUGGUCAUUCGUACAGUCCGGCCUGGUGAGUUCGAGAAGUUUUAAACACCGCAUAAUAAUAGAAGAUGAGUUGCCUCCAGCUUUCCCGCUCUGAGGUCUUUGGGCAGCUGAGGAAGGAGCUGCAUGAUGACAAGGAGUUCCACCACUCGGAUGUUCACAUCUUCAUCAUCAUGGGCGCCUCGGGUGAUUUGGCCAAAAAGAAAAUCUACCCAACACUCUGGUGGCUCUUCCGAGAUGGACUCCUCCCGGAGCAGACCUACUUCGUGGGCUUUGCUCGCUCGAACCUAACGGUGGACAGAAUCCGUGCUGCCAGCCUUCCGUACAUGAAGGUGGCUGACGGUGAGGCGGAGCGCCUGUCUGCCUUCUUCAGCAGGAACACGUACCUCAGCGGGAAGUAUGACGACGGCAGCUCCUUCUCCAGCCUGCACGCCCACCUGCUCUCGCUGCCCGGCGGCGACAAGGCAAACCGCCUCUUCUACCUGGCUCUGCCCCCCAGUGUGUACCGCAGUGUCACCGCCAACAUCAGGAACCACUGCAUGAGCACAAAGGGCUGGAAUCGUGUGAUCGUGGAGAAGCCCUUCGGACGUGACCUUCAGAGCUCCGAAGAGCUCUCUGCCCACCUGUCUGCCCUCUUCACCGAGGACCAGAUCUAUCGCAUCGACCACUAUUUGGGCAAAGAGAUGGUCCAGAACCUCAUGGUGCUAAGGUUUGGCAACAGGAUCUUUGGUCCUGUGUGGAAUCGGGACAGUAUAGCCUGUGUGGUCCUCACCUUCAAGGAGCCCUUUGGCACCCAAGGCCGAGGUGGUUAUUUUGAUGACUUCGGUAUCAUCCGUGACGUGAUGCAAAACCAUUUGCUCCAGAUGCUGUCUCUAGUUGCUAUGGAGAAGCCUGCCUCCACUAGUUCCGACGACGUGAGGGAUGAGAAGGUGAAGGUGCUGAAGUGUAUUGCCCCCGUGUCCUUGUCUGAUGUGGUGCUGGGGCAGUAUGUGGGUGACCCCAACGGUGAGGGGGAUGCCAAGAUGGGCUACCUGGAUGACCCCACAGUCCCCAAAGGCUCCAACACUGCAACCUUUGCCACCGCUGUGCUGUAUGUUCACAACGAGAGAUGGGAUGGCGUUCCAUUCGUUCUGCGGUGCGGCAAGGCCCUGAACGAGCGCAAGGCUGAGGUGCGGCUGCAGUUCACAGACGUUCCCGGCGACAUCUUCAGCAGCCAGCUGCGGCGGAACGAGCUCGUGGUGCGCGUGCAACCCGAUGAGGCCAUCUAUGCCAAGAUGAUGAGCAAGAAGCCAGGCGUGUACUUCAGCCCCGAGGAGACCGAGCUGGACCUCACCUACCGUAGCCGGUACCGGGAUGUGAAGCUCCCAGAUGCCUACGAACGCCUCAUUCUGGAUGUGUUCUGUGGGAGUCAGAUGCACUUUGUACGCAGUGAUGAGCUUAGGGAAGCCUGGAGGAUUUUCACUCCUCUGCUUCAUCAGAUUGAAGAGAAGAAGAUUCCUCCCAUCCCCUAUACUUAUGGAAGUCGCGGCCCGGUGGAAGCGGACGAGCUUGUGAAGAAAGUGGGAUUCCGCUACGAUGGCACCUACAAGUGGGUGAAUCCCCACAGGCUGUAACGCCGCCAUCAAGGGGGCAGAUAUGGGUAGGGUUGGGGCUGGGCAGCUGGCGGGUGAUGGAACGUGGGCGCUGCUGAGCAGGGAAUCUUUUUAGUCUUAUAAUGGAGAGAGCAAAUGAGCAACUGCAGUAAAUAGCAAUAUUUUGAUAGCAGCUGAUAUGCAGCACUGUUAGCUGUCUUAAAAGAGAGAGGGAGGAAGAAUAUGUGCGAGGAGCUGUAAUCUGCCAACAGGGAGCAUGUAUGGAAGGACAGAUGUCUGAAGUAGGUUCCUCUGGAGUGCAUUCCUUUCCUUUUUUAAAAUCCGUUUACCUCCUGUUACUCUGCGCUAAACAGUUAAAGCUGGUAAAGAUGAUCCCAGGAGCCUAUGAAUAUCAGAAAUCAUUCCUUUAAAAUAAGCUGAAUAUGAGCUUCAUUGCAGCAGUGGGUUGCCUUUUUUUUUUUCCUUCUUCCAAAGAUGUAAUUGAUUUUACAGCAAAUGUUUAUACUGUCAUGAUACCAGAGUUGAGCAGCACCCACAGUUUUUAGCUUCCCUCACUUUCAUCGGAACAAGUGGCACUUUGGUUUCCUCGUUGCGCGACGCUAGUUUCUUCUGUAUGUUUUUUCUUAUUGUCUUGUUGUUCUACUGUCUUUGUUUGAACAUAGCUGAAGCUCAUUCCUAAUGUACUUGUACUGUAUUAUGGCACAGUUAAUGCACUGCUUAUGUGCUUCUUGAGACUAAACUUGUUAAAGCAUACGCAGUUGCAGUGCACACCUGCUUCGUGUGGUCCGGGGGGGACUCCAUUCAAACCUCACGGUUUAUGCUGGAUUUCAGUCUCGGCUCUGAAUUGCUCAGCCUAAAUGUGUUGCACAUUUCAGAUAAUGUAAACCUUGAAGCCACUUUGGAGUAAAGUGUCUAAUUGAAUAAAUGUUUUAAAAAAAAAAAAAA
Messenger RNA from Scleropages formosus (Asian bonytongue), 2700 nucleotides. RefSeq names its product glucose-6-phosphate dehydrogenase (gene g6pd). The transcript is spliced from 14 exons. The record is from RefSeq and is a predicted model, not a curated record. Gene Ontology annotation, cellular component: cytosol. Lineage: Eukaryota; Metazoa; Chordata; Actinopteri; Osteoglossiformes; Osteoglossidae. Gene Ontology annotation, molecular function: NADP binding; glucose-6-phosphate dehydrogenase activity. Bases 232 to 1776 code for a protein of 514 amino acids. Gene Ontology annotation, biological process: pentose-phosphate shunt, oxidative branch; glucose metabolic process.